Rhizopus microsporus ATCC 52813 is the source of this 738-nucleotide messenger RNA. RefSeq lists its product as uncharacterized. The transcript has a single exon. NCBI's taxonomy places the organism in Eukaryota, Fungi, Mucoromycota, Mucoromycetes, Mucorales, Rhizopodaceae. The record is from RefSeq and is a predicted model, not a curated record. The coding region runs from base 71 to 661 and encodes 196 amino acids.
CUUUUUUCUCUUCUUUCCCUCCUUUUUUUCUUCUUCUUUCAUUCGUCCCUUUUUAUACUUUAAGUGACAAAUGACAGAAUUUAAUUAUCCUUUAGCCAAGGAAAAUGCAAAGACAGUACCGUUGUACCAUCAUGAGCAAGUACCAUUUCAGUCCUUUUAUAAACAAAAUACAACCAGUAAUCAAGCUAAACUACCAGCAGAUCAGAAUGUGUCAGGGGACCUUCAGGACAUCAUCUAUAGUUAUCAAUCGCAACCAGAGUUGCUCAAAUUGAUCUUAUCUAGUAAAUUAGAAGAAGACAAGAGAAGAGCAGAGGAAGCAAAGCUACGAGCAAAAGAAUUGGAUCUUUUAUUGAUUCAGCAGCAACUAGGCAACAAUAGCAACAAUAACAAUAGUAACAACAAUAACAACAAUAAUAAUAAUAAUGAUCUCGUCAACCUAUUUCCUUUAAACAUGCAACCUAUGAAUCAAAGUCCAGUGAGACGCCCUAGCUUAGAUGCUAUUCUAUCUACACCUUUAUUGUCACAACAUAGGCGUGAUUCUACCUUUGGUUCUUCAUUUACUUCAGAUGAAUUAGAUGACCAAGCAUUCUCUCCCAUCACAUCAUCCACAGCAACAACUACCCCUGUUUCCUCAUCCGCACUUCUUCACAUGGAAAGGUAAAUUUUAAUCACCCGAUCCAUUUGCGUUUGUGGGCUCUAAUAUAUAUAACAUGAUAGUUACCCUUCAGCCGUUAUGUC